Molecule: messenger RNA, 3423 nt
Organism: Lytechinus pictus (painted urchin)
Lineage: Eukaryota; Metazoa; Echinodermata; Echinoidea; Temnopleuroida; Toxopneustidae
Product: caskin-2-like
Exons: 6
Coding region: 1-822 (273 amino acids)
Molecular function (GO): protein binding
Source: RefSeq, a predicted model, not a curated record
AUGAGACCUGUUCACUAUGCAGCAUGGCAAGGAAAAUUAGAACCAGUGAGAUUACUACUACAGGCUGGAGCUAAUCCUAAUGAGAUGUCCUUAGAUUCAGAGACACCUCUACACCUUGCAUCACAGUAUGGUAGCUACUCAGUGGUUGAAGCAUUACUUCAGUAUGAUGCUGACCCAACUGCCAAGAACAAGCAAGGAAAGACACCUUUGGAUCUAGCAGCAGAAUUUGGGAAAGGGAGUGUGGCAGAGCUACUGCUGAAAGGAAGGCACUGCACCACUCUCAUAGCAAACACAUCACAUACAGGUGUUACCAUGCAUACACCUCUACACCUUGCGGCUAAGAAUGGCCAUAGUGAUGUCAUAAGAACCCUCAUUGAUGCCGGCAUUGACUUAAACAGAGAAACACCUAACGGGACAGCCCUUCAUGAAGCGGCGCUGGCAGGCAAAUCAGAAGUUGUCCGUUUAUUGAUUAUGAGUGGCAUUGAUGUACAUAAAAAGAAUUCCCACAGCCAAACAGCAUUAGACAUUGUCAAUAAAUUCACUCCAACAAGAGCUGCCCAGGAUAUUAAACAGAUACUAAGAGAAGCGAUAGGAGGCUGUCAAGCUCAAGCGAUCAAGGACUAUUCACGUAUCCAUGACAGGUCAGCCAUUUCGUUCAAGGCUGGGGACAUACUAACGGUAUUAGAGAGACAUCCUGAUGGGAGAUGGAAAGGAUCUAUUAUGAAAGGAGGUACAGAAUCUAUAGGGUACUUUCCUGGUGACUAUGUACAACUUAUCAGUAGACCGCCCUCUGGAGGUAAGAACAGAAUAAUUCACAUAUAAAAUGCAUAUUCUGAGAAGGAGUCUGUCACACUUUACAUUGAGAAUGAGAGCAAAGGUUGAAUAGAAGACGAUGGUUUAAUUGAAUGGUCUCGCUACUAUGCUAGUUAUGCCAUUCAUCUUAGAAUGAAUACUGUAAGGUUAUUUUGACACGUGGAAUUCGAGCUGUGUAAACUUUUCAAGAAUUCAACUUUCAAAGUAGGGAUUUUCCCUGUUAUUCAACGUUGUUGUUGAAUGGGAAGCAGAACUACAUUUUGUAAAGUGAACAAAGCAAAUAUUCUGCAAGUAAUUGUAAACAAGUGUAAAGGUUGCUGCUGCUGCAGCUGAUGGAGAUAAUGAUGAUGAUGAUGAUGAUAGGGUGAUGAUGAUGAUUAUGAUGAUGAUGAUGAUGACUGUGCUGAUGGUAGUGGCUUUGUGAUGAUUGACUGUUUUGUCACUGUUCAGAUACAACUCACCCUUAUUAUAAAGCAUACACUUGAAUAUAUUAGACCACAUUCUGAUUCUUACAGCAAGUUGAUGGUUUGUUAAAAAUAUGACAAAUAAUACAAAUAUUCCAGUAAAAAUGAGCAACAAUAGAUUAUACCCAAGUACUUGAAAUUAUCUUUGAUCACAUCUAUGAUGUGAAAUAGGACACUUACGCCUCUACUGUUACUUAGCCUGAUAAAAGAAAUUCUUAGAAGUUUGAUUUGACCUAUUUCUGAUGUGUUUGAAUGAAAGCUGAUCAUUUGUAAAGAAAAGGUGUAGGUGGAAAUUCUUCAGAAAAAAAAAUCAGGAAAUGCUUCUUUUCUUUGAUUUUUAUUUUGUUCAUGUUUUGUUUCUAUAGCGAUGGGUUGAGUUGAAACACUGGCACAGCUCAUUUGUACGAACAUGGAAACAUCCUUUUGUUUUUUUUUGUUCAAACUUCACACUUGUCAGCCAGUAUUUGUCGAUGGAAGCAUGCGUGCAUGCAUAGUCAUUGCGCUUGUUUGCUCAAGUUCAUGCCUGUACGCAUUCAUUAACGGAUCUGUGAAUGAGUAGGUGGUUGUCUACCUGUUUGUCUGCUUGAGUUAUCGUUCAUGCUAAUGUUGUGAUUGGCUUCAUUUGGAUCUUGCUCAUUCCUCGCCCCUGAAACCCAAACCUUUAGAAAGGUGAGAGGCACAUGCAUUUUAAAGUAAAAUAGGUGUAAGGUCUAUGAAUUUAUAUUAUACCUGCACCCAUUGGUGAUAGUAUGUUGGGAAAUUAUGAAAAAUAAAUAAAGUUGCUAUUUACAAAUAUUUUGACAAGAGUUUAUUUUAUUUGAAGGGAAAGAUUUCAUGAAAAUUUUGUUUAUAAUUGGAAUUGUUGAUAAGUGAAUAUUUGAAUUAUUUAACGGUGCAUUGAAUGUUCUUUAACUAUGUUUGAAAAACUGUUUUGUCUUAUGAUGUAAACAACUUGGGUUAAAAAGAAUCACUGGAUAGAAAUGAAAAGAUACUUAUCAAGAAAUCUCAGACAGGAGUAAUUGUUUCAGGAGUAAAUGCCUGGCCACCCUGGUACCACAUGGGAUUAUUUCACGAAGCAAAUAUUAGUUUGUACUGACUUGUUAUAAGCUACCAAAAUCCUUACAUCUGAUUGGCUCAGAGCAAGAUUGUCAGUGAAACACUUCUCCGGAAUAGGUGAAAUGGGCAGUUCCAAGGUUACGGAGUGGAAUUCAGAAACAAGUUUUUAGCAUUCAAACAAAGAUAUCACCCAUAUUUAAAUAGUCAUUCGCAAAGAAAUGGUACCUGACAGUAGUUGCUGAAACCCACUUUUCAAAAUAAUAACAUUUGUUAUUUUGAUCCACUGAAUUAAUGAGAUAUGAAUAUUCAUAAACAUGGUUACGGAGUGACGUAAAAUGGACAUGCAUAUUUAAGGAGAAAACAUAUUGCUCAAACUCUGUGAACUUUAAAUGGCUAUCACAAGUUAUUGAUUGGAUUCUAUGUUCUAGCUUUUUAUAUGCUGCAUUACAUUAAAAAAUUGGUGUAUUUUUUCAUUAAUUACAACUUAAAACAAAAACCCAUACCCGGUUACAGAGUGACGGUUACGGAGUGACAUCUGAAAUAUUCACACAGUGUUUUUAUGUAUGAUUUUUCUUUAUAAUCUUACCCAGGUCUUUGUAAUAAAAGAGGGUGAUUUUACUAGUGUAUUUUCUACCACUUACCAUCAUUGGGUUUCUAGAAUUCUAUUUAACAUAAUGAGAAUCGGGUCAUUUUGUUCAGGCAUGCAUUCUCUACUUUCUGAUCUACCAUUUUGUUUAUUUUAUUAAUUUUUAGAUCUCUAUCAUGUUAUUCCUGGUAUUGAGAAUGUGGGUCAUUAUAUUCAGGUUUAUAUUCAGUACCACCAUGUUGUGAUCUGAGCAUGGAGAUUUAUGACCUGAAGGAUCAUGCCAUAUUGACAUUCUCAACUGAUGAAAGAUGUUGGCUCCAAGCAAAGCAUGACAUAUGCGUGCACAGUUGAGAAAGUGGUUUGAAUGAUAUUUCUAUACAGUUCAUUCCCAGAGGUGGUAAAGAAAUUUACACUUAUAUUUGCAAUACAGCCUAAACUAUAUAAUUCACCUUGUUUGUGCAGUCAUAUUGUUGAAAAGAAAGUGUCAUUCAGUUUGAAAAAGAG